UGCCCCCCAGGUGGGCGGCGACGUCCCCGAGACCAACUACCUCUUCAUGGGGGACUUUGUGGACCGCGGCUUCUACAGCGUUGAGACCUUCCUGCUCCUGCUGGCGCUCAAGGUGCGGUACCCAGACCGGAUCACGCUGAUCCGCGGCAACCACGAGAGCCGGCAGAUCACGCAGGUCUAUGGCUUCUAUGAUGAGUGUCUGCGCAAGUACGGCUCCGUCACUGUGUGGCGCUAUUGCACCGAGAUCUUCGACUACCUCAGCCUCUCAGCCAUCAUCGACGGCAAGAUCUUCUGCGUGCAUGGGGGACUGUCGCCCUCGAUCCAGACGCUAGACCAGAUCCGCACAAUCGACCGCAAGCAGGAGGUGCCCCACGACGGCCCCAUGUGUGACCUGCUCUGGUCUGACCCUGAAGACACGACGGGCUGGGGCGUGAGCCCACGGGGGGCCGGCUACCUGUUUGGCAGUGAUGUGGUGGCCCAGUUCAACGCCUCCAAUGACAUCGACAUGAUCUGCCGGGCACACCAGCUCGUCAUGGAGGGCUACAAGUGGCAUUUCAAUGAGACUGUGCUCACAGUCUGGUCGGCCCCCAACUACUGCUACAGGUGUGGGAAUGUGGCAGCCAUCUUGGAGCUGGACGAGCACCUGCAGAAGGAGUUCAUCAUUUUUGAAGCUGCCCCCCAGGAGACAAGGGGGAUUCCCUCCAAGAAGCCUGUGGCUGACUACUUCCUGUGACCCCCCCCACUUCCUGUAACCCCCUGCCCACCAUCUCCCUGGGGGUGCCCCCCUCUGGCUCUAUGGGGGGAAGGGCUUCUCUCGGGGUUAGGGGUCCCGCUGGCGGCCCCAGGACCAGGGGCACCCAGGCCCUGCUGCUCUGGGGGUUCGUGGGGGCCGUAGCUGCUUCCCCUGGGGCCCCCAAUGCCCCAGGGUCCCCAGCCCUGCCCCACUGGCUUCUCCACGAAGCUUUUUUUUGUUAUUGUUCCUGUUUUUAUUUCUUUGGUUUUUUUCCUGUUCGUUUUAGAUACAAAAAGAAAAACUUCCUUAAAAACCAAAUAAAAAUGGAAAAAUGAAAAGAAUAAAAAAAGGACAUUUGUAGAAAGGUUGAAACCUCACCUCUGCCUCUUCUUGGACCUAGGCGUCGGUGCUCUCCGCCCCCCCGCGAGGAUCCUGCGGCCGGGCCUCACCCGGUGUCUCCGCUGCCCCCUGGCGUCCAGACGUGGUGCUGCGCAUGCGCAGGACACUCCUGGGGCCUCUGCUGCCCCCUGGCGUUCACUCGCCUCUGCUGCCCUCGGGCUGGUUAGGUGCAUGCGCAGGAAGACUCCCCAGCCCCACCUCUCAGGCUAGUCCUCCGUGCAUGCGUUGAAGGUUCGUUGCAUCAGGCCCCCGCGCAUCUCCCGCCUCAGGCUCGUGCGCAUGUGCAAAAUCUCGCUAAGAUGAGCUCUACGCAUGCGCGAAUCGCCCCCCACCUGCCCGGGACUUCGUAUCUGCGCGUAUGCUAAUGACCCCCCUCACCCCCAUCUGGGACCCCUUUCUGCUGCCCUCUGCCGUCCACUCGCAUCACUGCAGCCCUCGGGCUGAGUAGACGCAUGCGCAGCAAGUCUUCUUCAGGUCGUGCAUGUGCAAAAAACCUCCACGCUGAAUACUUAAGGCAUGCGCGGAAUCCCCCCUCCCCCACCCGAGGUGCUUGUAUGUGCGCAUGU
Alligator sinensis (Chinese alligator) is the source of this 1698-nucleotide messenger RNA. RefSeq names its product protein phosphatase 4 catalytic subunit (gene PPP4C). The transcript is spliced from 5 exons. Gene Ontology annotation, biological process: peptidyl-serine dephosphorylation; double-strand break repair via homologous recombination. Bases 47 to 733 code for a protein of 228 amino acids. NCBI's taxonomy places the organism in Eukaryota, Metazoa, Chordata, Crocodylia, Alligatoridae. Gene Ontology annotation, cellular component: cytoplasm; nucleus. Gene Ontology annotation, molecular function: protein serine/threonine phosphatase activity. The record is from RefSeq and is a predicted model, not a curated record.